Messenger RNA from Octodon degus (degu), 719 nucleotides. RefSeq names its product chromosome unknown C17orf97 homolog (gene Liat1). Lineage: Eukaryota; Metazoa; Chordata; Mammalia; Rodentia; Octodontidae. Bases 61 to 672 code for a protein of 203 amino acids. Gene Ontology annotation, biological process: protein arginylation. The transcript is spliced from 2 exons. The record is from RefSeq and is a predicted model, not a curated record.
CCUACCUGGUAGCUGCGGGCUCCUGCGUUUCCCGGUCAUAGGUCGCGAUCGCGCGGGCGAAUGGACCGCGGCUGUGGGGCCAGGACGGGGCGAUACCUCGAAGAGGGAGAGGAGGACGACGAUGAGGAGGAGAGAGAGGGUGGCGCAGCGGGCUUGUUGGGGUCCAGGCUGCCCCCCAUCACUGGCGACUCCUCAGAGCAAGCCAGAGGAAAGGUGAAGAAGAAAAAGAAGAAGAAAAAGACCAAAGGGUCAGGCAAGGGGGACGCAGACAAACAUCAAAGUCGAGGUCUGAAGAAUCCGUUUCCUUCAUCCUUCGAAGACACCCUAAGUCCUGGCAAAGACCAUGGCCCAAGGUCAGAGCCCAAACAGGACAAGGACAGUCACAAAAACAUUCCUUCCUCCUCCUGCGCCACGAGCUUCCCCCACCUGGCCGAAGUAGAGGAGAAACUCUCAAACCAGGUCAAUGAAAGUCUGCGUUGGGACGGAAUUCUCGCUGACCCAGAAGCAGAAAAAGAAAGGAUUCGAAUAUACAAGCAGAACCGGAGGAAGCGAUACCAGAACUUGGCCCUCAAGGGUUUCCACUCUGACCCUGGUGGCAACGGUCUCUGCCCUGAAGGAAACUCUGAGGCAAAGCUCCUGCACUCCGAUAUACCUCCAGCUCCACCGGAGUGACGUCUACCACGGUGCUGACAAGCUUGCCCUUUCUUCCUGCCACAAUC